GAUAUUCUUUUUGAUAACCAAAUAUCAUUAUUCAUAUAGUUAUAUACAACAUGUUUUAGUUAUUCACUUGAAACUCUUCAUGGCUGCACCUAAUCCCAUUAGUCCUAUGCACCAACUUGUGUCAUUUACUUUGACUUUGUCUUUAUCUCCGUUGUUUUAGUAUUGUGUUUGAUCAUAGCUGAUAAAGAAAAAGAACUCAACAAAAAAGAAUAUCUGCUUCUGAGUUCUGAUACCCGCCUACCCGGUUCAUGGAGAAGGAGCUGGAUGGUGAUGAUGUUAUAGUAGAGAUUUCAGGUGGUGCUGAAGAAAAAUCAAAUUCUAGUGACCCAAAUGGAGAGAUGAAGGAUGAGGGAAUUGAGAAGCAAGAAUCUGGAUCCUUUAAAAGGUAUCUUGACCCACCACCACUUGUUACUAUUAUUCCGCCGGUUCAAUCAAAUCAAGAUGCGGGUCUCAGAUCAAGGAAAAAAGAGCCAUCGUUUAAGGGCUCGGGCCCUUCGACUAUAGAGAUAUCAAAUACUAAUCCAGUUGCAGUCAUGAAAGCCGAAGACACUGCCAAAAUAUCAUUGGCUCAAUCUCCAUACCCGAAGCCGAAAUCAAGAAUCAUUGAACCAGUGGCUCCUGUAGAGAAGAUAAACACACCCAAAGUCACCCCUCCAAUAACACCUAAAACACCAUUGUUGGCGUCACCAGGAGACGAAGAUGAGGAUGAUGAGGAUGUAUAUUAUACAAGAAUUCUCGAAGCGAAUAGGACAAGAAAACGAUCAAAGAAAGUCAAGGUUUGGUUUUUAAUCGAGUUCAGUUUAUUUAUUUGCGUAACGGUGGUUUUAAUUCUGAGCACGACUGUGGAUAAGUUUAAGAAAUAUAUAUGGAGUUUAGAACUAUGGAAAUGGUGUGUUUUGGUGUUAGCAAUAUUCUGUGGUCGUUUGUUUUCAGAAUGGUUUACAUACACAGUAGUUUUCUUGAUCGAAAAGGAAUUCUUGCUUAAGAAGAAAGUUUUGUAUUUUGUUUAUAGCCUGCAAAAAAGCGUUCGGGUUUUUAUCUGGUUAGGUUUAAUUUUACUAACGUGGGGACUACUGAUCAACCACGGGGUCCGUAGAUCAAGAAACACAACUAAGUUUUUAAACUAUAUCACACGGGGGAUUGCCUCUACACUUGUUGGUGCGGCUGCAUGGGUCCUUAAAACUCUAUUUGUAAAACUCUUAGCUUCUAAGUUUCAUGUUAAGAUAUUCUUCGAUAGAAUCCAAGAAAAUAUUUUCCAUCAGUAUGUUCUUCAGACACUGUCGGGGCCUCCGUUAAUGGGGGAUUCUGAAAGCAUGCCACCGAGCAGGCAGUUGAGUUUCAAAAAUUCUAAAAAUGAAAGCGGGGGACAAAAGAAAGAAAAGGUUGUUGAUGUGCAAAAGCUACAAAAAAUGAAGCGCGGAAAGGUGUCUGCAUGGACAAUGAAAGGAUUAAUGAAAAUUAUAAGUAAAUCGGGUUUUUCUACACUCUCUAGUGCACUUGAUGAAAGUGAAGAUACUGCUAAGGGGAACGAACAAAAAGAAGGAACAAUAAAUUGUGAAUCGGAAGCUCAAGAGGCGGGUUAUGUUAUAUUCAGAAAUGUUGCUAAACACGGGCACAAGUACAUCGAAGAGAGUGAUCUUUUGCGUUUUAUGAACGUAGAGGAUGUGAAGAGAGUGCUUCCAUUGUUUGAAGGCGCAGUGGAAACCGGAAAGAUUAAGAAAAAGAUAUUUAGUAACUGGGUGGUUAACGUGUACAAGGAGCGUAAAUUUCUGGCACUUUCUCUAAAUGACACAAAAACAGCCAUCGAAGAGCUAAACAAGCUUGUUUCUGGGCUUACAUUAUUCGUCCUCAUAAUCGUUUGGUUACUACUCAUGGGGAUUGCCACAACAGAAGUACUUCUUUUCAUCUCAUCUCAGUUAUUACUCGGUGUUUUCAUGUUUGGGACCUCUGCUAAGACAGCAUUUGAAGCCAUCAUAUUCGUGUUUGUGAUGCAUCCGUUUGACGUUGGUGAUCGUUGUGUCGUUGAUGGUGUUCAGGUCGUUGUAGAAGAAGUAAACAUAUUGACAACCGUAUUCCUAAGAUACGACAACGAGAAGAUCUACUACCCAAAUUCAAUCUUGGCAACAAAAGCGAUCAGCAAUUUCAACAGAAGCCCUGAAAUGAGCGAUUCUGUCGAGUUUGAUCUGGAUGUUUCUACUUCAGUGGAGAACAUCUUAGCACUAAAAGCUAAAAUCAAAGCGUACAUAGAUAGCAAACCGCAGUUAUGGCGGCCAAAGCACAGUGUUAGGGUUAGGGAGAUCGAAGAUGUGAACAAGAUGAAAAUGAGCCUGUACGUAACGCAUACGAUAAACUUUCAGAACUACGAUGAGAAAAGCGAUAGAAGAUCAAACCUGGUGAUGGAGCUGAAGAACAUAUUCGAAGAGCUUGGAAUCAAGUAUCAUCUUCUUCCUCAAGAGGUUCUGAUUAGAUAUGUAGGCUCUGCAUCGCCACCAGCAUCCACCGCCACACGCUUGUCAUGAUCGGAUUUCCGGUUUCCUUUGCUUCUGGAUCUGUUGAUUUUAAUUGUAACGGUCAUCAAUUUGAGUUGUAACGGCCAUAAAUGAUUCUUUUUUUUUUCUUGGUAUCAAUGUAUAUUCAGUAAAUUGACAUUUUAGUC
This is a messenger RNA of Helianthus annuus (common sunflower), 2656 nucleotides long. Its product is annotated as mechanosensitive ion channel protein 10. Gene Ontology annotation, molecular function: mechanosensitive monoatomic ion channel activity. NCBI's taxonomy places the organism in Eukaryota, Viridiplantae, Streptophyta, Magnoliopsida, Asterales, Asteraceae. The coding region runs from base 249 to 2519 and encodes 756 amino acids. Gene Ontology annotation, biological process: detection of mechanical stimulus; transmembrane transport; monoatomic anion transport. Gene Ontology annotation, cellular component: plasma membrane. The record is from RefSeq and is a predicted model, not a curated record. The transcript has 5 exons.